AGUAUUUAGAUGUAGAAAGAUGUUCUUGAAAAGACAAAAACAUAAAACUCAUUCAAACAAACUAUUGAUUACUCUCAUCACUCUUUGUCCCAAAAUCCACACCUCAUUCUUUAUAUACACAUACAAAACACACACAUAUAUACAAAUCUCUUAGUGUAUGUAUAGACUAUAGAGCCUUAGAAUAUAUGCAAGGAACAGAAAUAUGGGCAGUUUUGGAUUGCAUUGCUCCUCAGUAAAGCCUUCUUCAUAUCCCCCCAAAAUCAACCAUCAUUCUCACUCUUCUCUCUCAUUUUCCUCCUUCACUUUAAAGCCGCCAUUUUCGAAGAGGAUCAAGGAGGCCUCAUUGAGAUUGUUGGAUGCAUUUGUAGAUUCUGCAUUCGAGUUUCUUGAUCAGCCCUUAUUCCCAUCUCAGAGCAAUUUUUCUCCGGUGGAAGAGAUCGGAGAAGCAGUAGACGUGACGGAAUCGGUAAUCGGAAAAAUCCCAGAUGAUUUUCCGGCGGGAGUUUAUAUCAGAAACGGACCAAACCCCCUAUUCGGAGGUUUAAAAUCGACAAAUUCCAUAUUUGGAAAGUCUAGCCACACUUGGAUAGAAGGAGAAGGAAUGCUUCAUGCUCUAUACUUCUCUAAACAUGGUGAUGGCAGAUGGGAGGUUUCGUACAGAAACAGACACGUCGAGACAGACACUUUCAAGCUAGAAAAGGCGAGGAAGAAACCGGCAUUUCUCCCUGCCAUAGAAGGGGACUCUCUAGCUGUGCUCUCUGCUUAUCUACUUAACUAUUUGAGAUUCGGGUUCGUGAACAAGUAUCUGAGCAACACCAGUGUGUUUGAGCACUCCGGGAAGCUCUACUCAGCUGCCGAGAACCAUAUCCCUCAAGAGAUGGACGUUUUCACGCUUGAAACGAGGCGAAAUUGGGAUGUGAAUGGAUCUUGGAAUAGGCCAUUUACCAGCCAUCCAAAGAGGGAUCCAGACACGGGAGAGCUCGUGAUCAUGGGGAUUCAUCCAGAAAAGCCUUACUUGGAGCUGGGAGUGAUCUCAGUUGAUGGAGAUAAACUGCUUCACAGAGUCGAUCUCGGGCUCGACAGAUGUUGCCUUUGCCACGAAAUAGGGAUCACGACGAGGUAUAAUGUGAUCAUGGAUUUCCCUCUGACCUUGGACAUUAACCGACUGAUACGAGGCGGGCCUCUGAUAGAGUACAAUGGGGAGGAAUAUGCAAGGAUUGGCAUCAUGCCUCGUUACGGAGAUCCCGAUUCUCUCAGGUGGUUCGACGUGGAGCCGGGCUGCACGUUUCACAUCAUCAACUGCCACGAGGAAGGCGAUGAGGUCGUGGUCGUGGCGUGCAGGGCUCGGGGCUCCAUCAUACCGGGCCCCGAGUUCGGCCUCAACAAGCACGAGUGGUUCUCAAAGGGGUUCCACAAGCAGAUCACCGGUGAUGCAGAGGAUGCGCCUUUUCUUUCGCGUGUUUACGAGUGGAGGCUCAACGUGCUCACGGGCCACGCGGCCGAGAGGAACCUCACCGGAGCCGACUACUCGAUGGAGUUCCCAAUCAUCAAUGAUAAGUAUAGCAGCAAAAUUUGCAACUAUGGCUACACACAGGUGGUCAGCCCCAAGGCCAGCUCCACAUCAGGCAUGACGAAAUACGGAGGGCUAGCCAAACUUCAUCUACGAGAGAGGAAACGAGGCGAUGGGGGGCUGAUAAAGGUCGAGCACCACGAGCUCCCGGAGAACACCUUCUGCUCGGGGGCUGCUUUCGUGGCCAAAAGGGGAGGCGGGGGUGCAGACGAGGACGAUGGAUGGAUCGCUACAUACGUGCAUAACGAAGACGCAAACACAUCUCAUGUGCACAUAGUUGAUGCCAAGAAUUUCUCCGGUGAGGCCGUCGCGGUCAUCGAUCUUCCGAGCAGGGUGCCUUAUGGAUUUCAUGGAGCUUUUGUCACAUUUUGACAGCAGAAUCUAUGGAGGUGAUUGAGCAGUAUAUGAGAUUAGGAAACAAUAGUUCACUUUGUAAAAUGCUAAAAAUGUGACCUAGUGUUAGGACAGAUUUUGUGAGGCUGUCUAAAUCUUGAACAUUAGUGAAAGUUGUUGUAAAAUUUCAAUGGAUGCUGUUUUUGUAUAUUAAAGCAUCAAAUAAAGAUAACAUUCUAUA
This is a messenger RNA of Salvia miltiorrhiza (redroot sage), 2144 nucleotides long. Its product is annotated as carotenoid 9,10(9',10')-cleavage dioxygenase-like. The transcript has 11 exons. Gene Ontology annotation, biological process: carotene catabolic process. NCBI's taxonomy places the organism in Eukaryota, Viridiplantae, Streptophyta, Magnoliopsida, Lamiales, Lamiaceae. Gene Ontology annotation, molecular function: carotenoid dioxygenase activity. The coding region runs from base 203 to 1942 and encodes 579 amino acids. The record is from RefSeq and is a predicted model, not a curated record. Gene Ontology annotation, cellular component: chloroplast stroma.